CCUUUACAUGCGUUUUCACUUUAGUCCGCGAGCCAGUGACUGAGCACUCGCGGAAACAUGACGCGCAAGAUCAGCAUGGAGUUGUUCACGCGGGAGAGGCAAUGUGGACACCGCGCGCCCUGGGCCACUUGGAUGUUGUCAGUGAGCAGUCGGGGCGUGGCGGCAUGUGAUCCCCCUGAGCAAGACAGCGCCCUCCAGAGGUGACAGCAGGGAGGACAGGCAGCAGGAUGCCAGUGCAGGCGGCCCAGUGGACAGAGUUCCUCUCCUGCCCCAUCUGCUACAACGAGUUCGACAGCAGCGGCCACAAGCCCAUCAGUCUGGGCUGCUCGCACACUGUGUGUAAGACCUGUCUCCACAAGCUGCACCGCAAGGCCUGUCCGUUCGACCAGACAGCCAUCAACACUGACAUCGACCUCCUGCCAGUCAACAGUGCCCUGCUACAGCUGGUGGGAGCUCAGGCUGUGGAGUCCCAGGCUGUGACUCUGAGCAGUGCUGUGGAGGUAGGGCACUAUGAGGUGUGCAGGGUGUGUGUGGAGGAGCUGGCUCUCUAUCUCAAACCCAUCAGUGGAGGAAAAGGUGUGGUGACCCUCAGUCCGAGCGUGCUCAGUCGGCCCAUACAGAGGAAGCUGGUGACACUCGUCAACUGUCAGCUGGUGGAGGAGGAGGGGCGGUUGCGGGCGGUGCGGGCGGGCAGGUCGCUAGGGGAACGUACCGUCACAGAGCUCAUCCUGCAGCACCAGAACCCACAGCAGCUCUCUGCUAACCUGUGGGCCGCCGUCAGAGCACGGGGAUGCCAGUUCCUGGGGCCUGCCACGCAGGAGGAUGCUCUGAAGCUGGUACUGUUGGCGCUAGAGGACGGCUCAGCUCUGUCCAGGAAAGUUCUUGUCCUUUUUGUGGUCCAGAAGCUGGAGGCUCGGUUCCCUCAGGCCUCCAAAACCUCCAUAGGACAUGUGGUUCAGCUACUCUACAGGGCCUCCUGCUUUAAGGUGACCAAGCGUGACGAGGACUCGUCGUUGAUGCAGCUAAAGGAGGAGUUCCGUGCGUACGAGGCGCUGCGUCGCGAGCAUGAUGCCCAGAUCGUACACAUCGCCAUGGAGGCGGGGCUCCGUAUCUCCCCUGAACAGUGGUCCUCUCUGCUCUAUGGAGACCUCAUCCACAAGUCACACAUGCAGUCUAUCAUCGACAAG
This is a messenger RNA of Oncorhynchus gorbuscha (pink salmon), 1187 nucleotides long. Its product is annotated as roquin-2-like. The transcript has 6 exons. Lineage: Eukaryota; Metazoa; Chordata; Actinopteri; Salmoniformes; Salmonidae. The record is from RefSeq and is a predicted model, not a curated record. The annotation marks the transcript as partial.